AUGCCAAAUUUUCGAGCUGGGAUGAAAAGUGCCCAACAGGCAUUGUUAGGCUUAUGGGCGAUACUUCUUUGCCUUUUAUGCAACUUCCCUUUGUUCCGUUCAGUUUUGUACAUAAAGGCGGAAAUCAUAUGGCGCUUGAAUGAUCGAGCAAUAGUAUCGGAUGAAUCGGUCGUUUUGUUAAAUAAUAACCAAACACUAUGGGUGAAUCGUGCCAGUGAUAAAUUUGGUGGUCGUUACACAUGUCACGCUAGAAACAAAGUCGGUUACGCCACUCGAGACUUCCUCGUUCAACUGACCGCCCCUCCGGUUCUCGAUAGCGGCUCACAACAUUUGGAUAUAAAUGUUGGUGACUUCACUGUUUUAACAUGCGAGAUCGUUAGCGGUACUGGAACUCUAUCGGUAAAGUGGCUAGUGGAUGGUAAAGCUGUUCGAAACGGACCAGUCAGUCCCACAGUUACGGUACGGAAAGAGGAGAAUGAGUGUAUUUCUGUGAGUGUGUUAUUCACUGAUGUUUGUUUAACUGGGCAACUGGUAACUUUUGAACUGUCCAUAUUCUGCGGUGGGACUGAGUGA
Molecule: messenger RNA, 573 nt
Organism: Anisakis simplex (herring worm)
Lineage: Eukaryota; Metazoa; Nematoda; Chromadorea; Rhabditida; Anisakidae
Source: the annotation of a GenBank genome assembly